UUUCUUGCCCCCUCGAAACUUCCUUCAAAUCAUCCAAAAUCAAAACCGCGUUCACACACGUUUUUUCUUCAUUCAUUCGUUAAUUAAUGAAUUGUGUUUCUACUCACAUAUAUAUAUAUAGAGUAGUAUUUUCAACAGGCCCAAAGUCUCUAUGCGUUCACACCACAUUUUAUCCCAUAUAUAUAUGAAUGAACCUUGUUUCCCAGAAGAAAAUUCUUCAAUUUCUUGUAUCAUGAAUCAUCUACCCAAUAAACGCCGUAGAAGGAGGAAAGAAAUCGUACAACAAACCCCAACUAAUAGUAGCGCAGGUGGUGGUGGUAAUGAUGAAUUUGGGUCGGAAAAUCAAGGGGCUGUCAAAACGAAGGAGUUGAAACAGAUAUUAACCUCUUUGUUGUUACUUGAAGAGCAAGAAAAAUCGGAAUUUGCAAAGGAAGAGGAAGAGGAUAAACACUUACUCGAAGCCAAUCAUAAGAAAACAACGAAAGUGAUGUGGGAUUAUUAUUCCAAUGUUCAACAGCAUCAUUCUGAUUUAGAACAGUUAGAUGGUGUUCGAAAGAGGAAAGGGAGAGGGAAUUCUGCUGCUCUUACUGCUACUGCUUGUGCCCUUGCUUCUGCAGCUGCAGAGGAAGAAGGGGUUUCCAGUAAUAAAUCUACCGAUAAAGGUGCGCCUCAUAGGCGAUUGUGGGUGAAGAAUAGGUCAAAAGCUUGGUGGGAUCAAUGUAACAGUCCUGAUUUCCCUGAAGAGGAGUUUAAGAAAGCGUUUCGGAUGGGGAAAGAUACAUUUGAAUUGAUAUGUAAUGAAUUGACUUCUGUGGUUGCGAAAGAGAAUACUAUGCUAAGAGAUGCUGUACCUGUGAAGCAGCGUGUUGCUGUUUGUAUAUGGAGAUUGGCUACUGGAGAGCCUCUGAGAUUGGUAUCCAAGAGAUUUGGAUUGGGGAUUUCGACUUGCCAUAAGCUUGUGCUAGAGGUUUGUACUGCGAUUCGAACUGUGUUGAUGCCUAAGUAUCUUCAAUGGCCUGAUGAGAAGAAAAUGAGGGAUAUAAAGGAUGAGUAUGAGGAUAUGUCAGGGAUCACAAAUGUUGUGGGAUCAAUGUAUACAACUCAUAUACCUAUAAUUGCUCCGAAAAUUAGCGUUGCAGCUUAUUUCAAUAAGAGGCAUACAGAGAGGAAUCAGAAGACUUCGUAUUCGAUUACAGUUCAAGGGGUUGUUGAUCCAAGAGGGGUGUUUACUGAUGUGUGUAUCGGUUGGCCUGGUUCGAUGCCUGAUGAUCAGGUACUGGAGAAAUCCGCCCUUUUCCAGAGGGCGAAUACAGGGUUACUGAACAACGUUUGGAUUGUUGGUAGUUCUGGAUACCCUUUAAUGGAUUGGGUUUUAGUGCCUUAUACACAGCAGCAGCUAACUUGGACUCAACAUGCUUUCAAUGAGAAGAUUGGUGAGGUUCAACGGGUGGCAAAGGAGGCGUUUGUAAGGUUGAAAAGGAGAUGGUCUUGUUUGCAGAAAAGAACAGAGGUGAAACUACAAGAUUUGCCAGUGGUGCUAGGGGCGUGCUGCGUCUUGCAUAAUAUUUGCCAGAUGAGGAAUGAGGAGAUGGAUCCAGAACUCAAUUUCGAGCUCAUUGAUGAUGAAAUGCUUCCAGAGAUUCAAUUGAGAUCGACCAAUGCUAGGCUUGCAAGGGAUGCUAUUGCUCAUAAUCUUCUACACCAUAACCAUGCUGGUACUUCUCUCCUUUAAUACAAUCAAAGGAGGGAAAACUUUGAUUCAUGUAAUUCUUUCAAGUUAUUACUUAUAUUUUCACAUUUGUUUUUCUUAAGUUAAGUUAGUGUGCAAACGGAUGAAAAUGUUGCUUUUCUAGCAUACACUGCAGACAAAUAUUGUAUUUCAUACUUCAAUUAGAGAUUGAUAGAAGAAAAUUGACUUGGCAACAACACAAA
Molecule: messenger RNA, 1932 nt
Organism: Solanum lycopersicum (tomato)
Lineage: Eukaryota; Viridiplantae; Streptophyta; Magnoliopsida; Solanales; Solanaceae
Product: protein ALP1-like
Source: RefSeq, a predicted model, not a curated record